This is a messenger RNA of Aquila chrysaetos chrysaetos, 3054 nucleotides long. Its product is annotated as tubulin monoglycylase TTLL3. The record is from RefSeq and is a predicted model, not a curated record. NCBI's taxonomy places the organism in Eukaryota, Metazoa, Chordata, Aves, Accipitriformes, Accipitridae. Gene Ontology annotation, biological process: cilium assembly; cilium movement; protein polyglycylation. The coding region runs from base 434 to 2995 and encodes 853 amino acids. Gene Ontology annotation, molecular function: protein-glycine ligase activity, initiating. Gene Ontology annotation, cellular component: cilium. The transcript has 12 exons.
UGCAGGAGUGGCACUGGGGGUCCGGUGUUUGUCCUCGCUUUGGGGCGGUGGAGCCAGUGUGGUGGCUGGGUCUCGGGCUCUGCCGUCACAGCGGUGCUGGGGUUGGGGGGGCUGCAUCCCGUGCUGGACCCCCACCUUGGGCCCUAGCGGGGCAAGGGGAUGGGGGACACACUUGGCACCUGGGGGAGGGAGAGCCACCCGCAGCUCCCCUCGCCCUCAGGCCGCCGUGGGACGGUGCCGCAGGGAGAGCAGCACCACGGGCACGCAGCCCCCCCCCCCCCCCCCCCCCCCGGCCAGGGGCAGCGCUCGGUUGGGGGGGCCACUGCUGGAGCAGGAGGGGGUCCCAGCUGUCCCCUGGCCUGCCAGGCUGGGGACGAGGGCACAGCGGGGGAGCGUGGCAUCCCAGGGGGUGCGCAGCACAGCCAGGACACGCAUGAGGCUCGGCGGGGCGGUGAACGCCGUGUCAGGGACCCCCGGCUCAGUCAGGCAGAGGCAGGCAGGGCAGGCAGCACCCGCCACCACCGGCCACCGCGGCUGCCACCACCUCUUGCUCGACCCUGAGCGGCUCAAGAGGGCCAGGCUGCAGGUGGAGAGGGCCAUCAAGGACAAGAAGAUCUUCACGGUGCAGGGCCCCUACCCCGUCAUCCGCCGCCUGCUGCGGGCCCGGGGCUGGGUGGAGAAGAAGCUCCCCGGCGCGGGCAGGGUGGGCAGCCGGCCGGAGCAGCAUCAUGGCAACCAGGAGAAGCAGCUGCAGGAGGAGGAGGAGGAGGAGGGAGGCGAUGGUCUGGGGUCGGCAUGCUGUGGGGCUCAGCCUUCCCUGGGGACCCCAGAGCCCCUGGGCUCCCCACGGCCACCCGAGGAGGAGGAGGAGGAGGAAGAGCGGUGGGAUGAGGACCCCGAUGGCAUCCACGACCUCAUGUCCCGCCUGGUGCGGGACCAGGUGCCGUACUUCAUCUGGACGAACCGCCACGGUGCCAUCGACCGCCGGCUGCUGCGGCAGGACCAGGUGGUGAACCACUACGCCCGGGUGGGUGCCUUCACCACCAAGGAGGGGCUGUGCCUCAACCUGCGAAACCUGCCCUGGUUCGACCAAGCUGACCCCGACGCCUUCUUCCCCCGGUGCUACCGGCUGGGGGCUGCGGAUGAGCGGCAAGCCUUCAUCGAGGAUUUCCACCUGACGGCAGCUCGCAGCCUGCUUAAAGUGGCCCUGGAGAGGGCUGGGGACAUGCCAGCAGGGACAGAGCAGCCCCCAAAAUCCAGCAAGGGGCCAGCAGGGCCAGGGUCCCCCCUGCCCCCCCAGCUGGUGGAGGAGGCCCUGCAGGUCUGCGGGCAGCACCUGGGCAGCCUGGGGCACCAGGACAUCGAUGGGGACCCCCCGUCCCCCUGCAUGAUGGGUACCGGCUGGGACCGCUUCCGACAGGACUACUACCGCGUGGUGCAUGAGGGGGCCGGUCUGGUGCUGAGCGGGGCGCAGCAGGAGCAGUGCCGGGCCCUGCUGCAGCACCUGGGGGGGCGGCUGCCCCAGCUCGGCAUGGAGGGCGACCGCAACGUCUGGAUCCUCAAACCCGGCGCCAAAUCCCGCGGCAGGGGCAUCGUCUGCACGGCGCGGCUGGAGGAGGUGCUGCGGCUGGCAGGGGGCUGCACGGCACCCUCGGCGGAGGUGGGCGAGUGGGUGGUGCAGAAGUACGUGGAGCGGCCGCUGCUCAUCUUUGGCACCAAAUUCGAUGUCCGGCAAUGGUUCCUGGUGACCGACUGGAACCCGCUGACCGUCUGGUUUUACCGCGAGAGCUACCUGCGCUUCUGCUCCCGGCCCUUCUCCCUGCGCCGCCUGGACCCCGCCCGGCACCUCUGCAACGUCUCCAUCCAGAAGCGGUACAGGCCGGCGCGGAGCCGGCACCCCCGGCUGCCCCCCGACCAGACCUGGUCCUGCCGACAGCUCCAGGCGUACCUGGCACAGGUCGGGCAGGCGGACGCCUGGCACCAGGUGAUGGUUCCUGGCAUGAAGGCGGCGGUGGUGGGCGCCCUGCGCAGCGCCCAGGACCUGGUGGGGUCCCGCAAGGGCAGCUUCGAGCUCUACGGCGCCGACUUUGUUUUUGGAGAGGAUUGCCAGCCCUGGCUGCUGGAGAUCAACGCCAGCCCCACCAUGGCCCCCUCCUCGGCGGUGACCAGCCGGCUGUGUGCCGAUGUCCAGCGGGACACGCUGCGUGUGGUAAUCGACCGCAGGGAUGACCCCACCUGCCCCACCGGCGCCUUCGAGCUCAUCUACAAGGAGGCGGCCGUGCCCGUGCCUCUGUAUUUGGGGCUGAAGCUGAUGGUGGAAGGCUGCUCCCUGAGGAAGCCCCAGCCGGCACAGCACCGAUCCCGGGGCAAGCCCCCCACUGCUGCGCCCUGUGCCCCCCAGCCCCCUGUGCACCCCAGCCCCUGGCGUAGAACCGCCCGAAUCCCCCAGCCAGGGGCAGGGCGGGGGGAGCCGGCUUCUCUGGAGCAAUGGAGCCAUCGCUGCUCCCCCGGCUCUGCCCCCCCAGCACCACCGCAGCCCCCGGGCUGCUGUGCCGGGAGCGGGGGGCUGCCACAGCUCAGCCGCCGGCUCAGGCAGCCCCAGCCAGCUCUGCCCCAGCUUAGCAUCCGUCCCCUGGGCAGGGCACCCGUCCCACCACCCUGGGGAGCCCCCGGCAGCUCCUGGGGACGCACAGGCCGGCCCCCCUCCUCCCCUCCUGCCAGGGUGCUGCGCCCACCCGGACUGGCACCCUGCGCCUGGACCCCGUGCCCCUGCCCGGGGCAGCCGAGCCCCGCUGCGGGGAGGAGGCACACGGCAGCUCCCCGGGGCGGGCAGAAGAGCUGUGACACUGAAGGACACCCAGGAGGGGACAGCACCCUGCCCCUUCCAGCCGGGGCAACACGGCGGCACCCAGCUCCCCCUCACCCCAGCCGGACCCCAGCGCUGGGUGGGGGCACCGAGCCCACCCCCUGCGGGGGCUGCAAAACACGUCUGUGACAGGGAGCCUGCCUCUGCCCCUCUGUGUGCGGGAGGGCAUGGGCACGGCCGCAGCUGCA